Verticillium dahliae VdLs.17 is the source of this 540-nucleotide messenger RNA. RefSeq lists its product as uncharacterized. The transcript has 2 exons. The coding region runs from base 1 to 540 and encodes 179 amino acids. The record is from RefSeq and is a predicted model, not a curated record. Lineage: Eukaryota; Fungi; Ascomycota; Sordariomycetes; Glomerellales; Plectosphaerellaceae. Gene Ontology annotation, molecular function: oxidoreductase activity.
AUGGCCCGCUUCAACCCGAUGCUCGUCGUCGCGGCGGCGGCACUCGUCGGCGCCACGCUCGCCACGUGCAAGAGCAACACCGGCCUCCUGCAGAUGGUGACCUACGUGAAGCGUCAUCCAGACUUCACGCGCCAGGAGUUCUGGGACUACUGGCAGACGCAGCACGCGCCGAGGGUCGCGCCCCUGGCCGCGCACUUCAACAUCAGCCGCUACCAGCAGGUCCAAGUCGGAGGCAAGAUCCCCGCCACCGUAGCCGGCGCCGCGGAGCCCGCGUCGAACGAGCUCGUCGACUUUGACGGCAUCGCCAUGUUCCUGUACGAGGCGCCCGAGGUCCUCGGCGCCAUGCUCUCGCACCCGUACUACACCGCCGUCGUUGAGCCCGACGAGCCCGUCUUCAUCGACAAGUCGGCGCCGGGCAACGGCAUGGUCGCGACGUACAUUGGCAACCAUGUCGAGGUCGUCGAUAGGGCGAGGGACGUCUGGGUGGGAGACGACGCCACGCGCAUCAAGUUCCAGCAGCUGUUCGACUCGUAUGCGUAG